ACCAACGAAUUAAGGAUGAAAUUGACACUUGUCCUGUUGGCCCUUGUGGGCUGUGUGGCGGCAUUCAGUGUGCCGGCACCAACCAAGGUGAAGGUGGCCGAUUCUGCAUUCUUGGAGAAGCAAAAGUUCCUCUUCGAGAUUGUCUAUCGUGUGGAGGAUCCUUUGUCGUUCGAGGAAUGGAUCAAGUAUGGAAAGGUCCUUGUGGGCGACAAGUCUCAUUAUACGACGUACGAUGUCCAUAUGGAGAAAUUCUGGGAGUCCUACAAACUGGGCGCUCUGCUGCCUAAGGGUGAAUUCUUCGGUGCUCUGGUCAAGACCCACCACAAACAGGCCUGGGGUCUGUUCAACUUCUUCUACUAUGCCAAGGACUUUGAAACCUUCAAGCAGAACGUUGCCUGGGCUCGUAUUCAUGCCAACGAGGGCAUGUUUGUCUAUGCUUUGACUUUGGCCGUCAUCCACAAGCCUGAAUUCGAGGGCUUAAUUAUGCCCCAGAUCUAUGAGAUCUUCCCACAGUACUUCUUCAACAGCAAAUUCGUCUAUGAGGCCGAGAAGUUCGACUACGAUGUUUGGAGCAAGUACAUCAUGUACGAGAAGGAAUACAAGGACAUACUGUACAAGGAUGUUAGCGAAUUCCAUGACAACUCCUACUUCCACACCAAGGACUGGAAGACCUGGCAAUGGUGGAAGAUGAUGGGUCUGGGCGAACACUGGUACGUUGAGGACAAGUUCUUCCUGCGCGAAAACAUUGCACACUACACCAAGGAAUCCAAAUACACUGAGAUCACAAAGGGACUGAAGAAAUUCUACAUGCCUGUCGAUUAUACCCGUGACAUUGACUUCUUCAACGCCGAGAGCAAACUGAGCUACUUCACUGAAGAUUUGGGCUGGAACGCAUUCUGGUACUACCUUAACUUGGACUAUGCCUUCUUCCUUGAUGGCAAACAAUUCGGUUUGGAGAAGGAUCGCCGUGGCGAAUUCUGGAUCUACAACGUUCAACAGAUCUUGGCCCGUUACUAUCAGGAGCGUUUGGCCAACGGUUUUGGCGAAAUUCCCGAAUACUUCUGGUACAAACAGGUUGAGUUCGGCUACGAUCCUCAGUUGAUCUACUACAAUGGUGUUGGCUACAGCUACCGCAAGAAUUACUUCGAAUACCAGACCUACGGUAAAUUCGAUAUGCUGUAUCAGAUCCAGAACUUCUUCGAUCGCAUCUACAAUGUGUUGGAGACCGGCUACUACAAGACCGCCGAUGGUGUUGUCAUCGAUCUGCACAAGCCCGAGGCUGUCAAAUUCAUUGGCAACUAUCUGCAAGGCAAUGUUGAUACCUACGACAAAUACUUCUUCAACUACUACUAUAUGCUCUGUCAUAUGUACUUCUCUGAUGUCAACUAUUACGAUUUUGAGGUCUUCCCCAAUAUCUUCCUUAACUUCGAGACCAUGAUGCGCGACCCCAUGUUCUACACUUUCCACAAGAAGAUCGCCGAUGUUUUCUACAGGUUCCAGUACUACCAGGCUCCCUACACCAAGAAGGAUCUCACCUAUGAGGGCUUCAACAUCAAGGAUGUGAGCGUUAGCAAACUGGUCACUUACUUUGACUUUGUCGACUUUGAUGCCACCAAUCUGCUGAACGAUAAGAUGACCUUCGUCGAUGGCAAGUUCGUCUGGGACAAGGCUCUUCUGGCCCGUCAGGCUCGCCUCAACCACAAGCCCUUCAACUUUGAGUUCGACAUUGUCUCCGACAAGGUGCAGAAGGGUGUUGUUCGCAUCUUCCUGGGACCCAAAUUCGACGAAUACGGUCGCACCAUCCCAUUGAAGUACAACGCCCAGAACUUUGUGCAAAUCGAUAGCUUUGUCUAUCCAUUCGUUGCCGGAGAGAAUACCUUCAAGCGUGGCUCCAAGGACUUCACCUGGACCGCUGAGGAUCGCGCCACCUACACUGAACUCUACAAGUACGUCCAGCUGGCUAGCGAGGGAGCCUAUGAGUUCCCAUUGGACCUGAGCGAGCCCCACAAUGCCUUCCCCGAUCGUCUGGUGUUGCCACGUGGCUGGGAACAUGGCAUGCCCAUGCAGUUCUACUUCUUUGUCUCCCCCUAUGCCGAGGAUUACGAACAGUUCUCCAACUUUGAUUUCACAUACUCGGCUGGCAUUGGAUCCGGAACUCGCUUUGUGGACAGCAAACCAUUCGGUUAUCCCUUCGAUCGCUCCAUCGAUGAGUACAGCUACUUUGUGCCCAAUGGUUUCUUCAAGGAUGUCAAGAUCUACUACCAGGACACCUUCGCCAAGUACUUCGAGAAGAAAUAUGCCAACUUCGGCGAAUUCGAUUACUCCAUCGAGUACUAAACGUCGAUUUCGAUUUAGCUAUUAAGUUCUCAUUAAUGUUUCAAAUGCAAUGUCAAAAAAUCCAACCAAAAAAAAAAAAAAAACAACG
Messenger RNA from Drosophila innubila, 2425 nucleotides. RefSeq names its product larval serum protein 1 gamma chain (gene Lsp1gamma). The transcript has 2 exons. The coding region runs from base 16 to 2337 and encodes 773 amino acids. The record is from RefSeq and is a predicted model, not a curated record. Lineage: Eukaryota; Metazoa; Arthropoda; Insecta; Diptera; Drosophilidae.